This is a messenger RNA of Ochotona princeps (American pika), 2591 nucleotides long. RefSeq names its product carbohydrate sulfotransferase 2 (gene CHST2). The transcript is spliced from 2 exons. The record is from RefSeq and is a predicted model, not a curated record. Gene Ontology annotation, molecular function: N-acetylglucosamine 6-O-sulfotransferase activity. Bases 908 to 2494 code for a protein of 528 amino acids. Gene Ontology annotation, biological process: N-acetylglucosamine metabolic process; sulfur compound metabolic process; carbohydrate metabolic process. Gene Ontology annotation, cellular component: Golgi membrane. Lineage: Eukaryota; Metazoa; Chordata; Mammalia; Lagomorpha; Ochotonidae.
CCGGCCCGAGCGCGUUGCAGGCGCUCGGCGUAGGGGGAGUCGGGUAGCAGCAUCCUCCCGGGCGCCGCUUUCGCUCGGCGGCGGCGGGGACUUCCUCCACCUUCAGACCUCGUUGGCCACCGGAGGCCGGUGCAGGGGGCGGGGCGGCCAGAGGGAGCCUAGAGCUGUGUGUGCAGGCUUCUUCCAGGCCAGUCGGAGCCUGCCGAGCGGCGGGGUCUUGCCUGCGCUGCCCGCUUUGGGUAUCCUCCUCCAGUGAUGGAAGAGGCACACGCCGCCGCGGGGUCGCGCUGCGCCCCAUCAGCCGCAGCCACAGUUAAGGGAGGAUUCGCCAAUCGGAGGCCGAGAGCGAGGGAGGCAGAGCCGCGGUGCCGGGGGCUGAGUCCCGUGUAAGCCGCUCCCUUCCCGAGCGCCCUCAGCCGGCCUCGCCUCCUGGAGCGAGGAAGGAAGCUGCGGUCCCGAGAGAGCGGAGGAGACGCCGCCGGAGCCGGGACGCGCCGGGGCACGGCGGAGCGCGCAGAAGGGUUCCGGGCCCGGUGAAAGUUUCCCUUUCCGAGCUGCGGGGCACCCGCUGCCCAGAAACUCCGUCCAGAGCCAGGGUUGCGGAGCCCCGCUGCUCCCCCUUGGAAGGCGCAGGAGACCCUUUGCGGAAGAGACCGCGGAACGACGGACAGCCAGUGCGCUCGAUCCUGAUCCCGGGCCGCUCCGGGGCGCGCCCGCGGCUUCAGGUCCUUCCUGGAGCCGCUGCCAUGGGAGAGCUAGCCUCGGGCGCCCGGGACCAGCCACCGCUGCCACCGCACGAGCCUCGGAGCCGCGGCCCCAGAGCCGGCGCCCGCAGCCGGCCCGCUGCGUCCUCCUCCCGGGUUGUAGGGCCGCCUCCGCCGCGCCGCCGGUCCGGGCUGUGCCUGUGAUGAGCCGCAGCCCGCCGCGAGCUCUGCCCCCGGGCGCGCUCCCCCGGCUGCUCCCGGCUGUGCCCGCCGCCGCGCCGCACGCCCUGCUGCCGCCGUGGCCCCGGCGCCCGGGACGCCGCUGGCCCGUGUCCCCGCUCGGAAUGAAGGUGUUCCGCAGGAAGGCGCUGGUGCUGUGCGCGGGCUAUGCGCUGCUGCUGGUGCUCACUAUGCUUAAUCUCCUGGACUACAAGUGGCACAAGGAGCCGCUGCAGCAGUGCAACCCCGACGGGCGGCUGGGGGCUGCGGCCGGGCCCGGCUGGGGACGCUCGGGGCUGCCCCCCGCCGCGCCGCCCCGCGCCCACACGCGCCUAGACCCGCGCACCCCAUACCGCCCUCCCCCUGCCGCCGUGGCCGGGGCCGCUCCCGCGGGCGCCGCAGGGCUGGCGGGGGCUGCGUCCCCUCCGGGUAAUGGCACUCGGGGCGCCGGGGGCGGCGGGGCCAAGCGGCAGCUGGUGUACGUGUUCACCACGUGGCGUUCGGGCUCGUCCUUCUUCGGCGAGCUCUUCAACCAGAAUCCCGAGGUGUUCUUUCUCUACGAGCCAGUGUGGCACGUGUGGCAAAAACUCUACCCCGGGGACGCCGUCUCCCUGCAGGGGGCGGCGCGGGACAUGCUGAGCGCUCUCUACCGCUGCGACCUCUCGGUCUUCCAGCUGUACAGCCCGGCGGGCAGCGGGGGGCGCAACCUCACCACGCUGGGCAUCUUCGGCGCGGCCACCAACAAGGUGGUGUGCUCGUCGCCUCUCUGCCCCGCCUAUCGCAAGGAGAUUGUGGGGCUGGUGGACGACCGCGUGUGCAAGAAGUGCCCGCCGCAGCGCCUGGCGCGCUUCGAGGAGGAGUGCCGCAAAUACCGCACGCUGGUCAUCAAGGGCGUGCGUGUCUUCGACGUGGCCGUGCUGGCGCCGCUGCUGCGAGACCCCGCCCUGGACCUCAAGGUCAUCCACCUGGUGCGUGACCCCCGGGCGGUGGCAAGCUCACGCAUCCGCUCACGCCAUGGCCUCAUCCGUGAGAGUCUACAGGUGGUGCGUAGCCGUGACCCGCGAGCCCACCGCAUGCCCUUCCUGGAGGCUGCUGGCCAUAAGCUGGGUGCCAAGAAGGAGGGCAUGGGCGGCCCGGCCGACUACCACGCGCUGGGUGCCAUGGAGGUCAUUUGCAACAGCAUGGCCAAGACGUUGCAGACGGCGCUGCAGCCUCCGGAUUGGCUACAGGGCCACUACCUGGUGGUGCGGUACGAGGACCUGGUGGGAGACCCUGUCAAGACCUUGCGGAGGGUGUACGACUUUGUGGGGUUGCUGGUGAGCCCCGAAAUGGAGCAGUUUGCCCUGAACAUGACCAGUGGCUCGGGCUCUUCGUCCAAGCCUUUCGUGGUGUCUGCGCGCAAUGCCACACAGGCCGCCAACGCCUGGCGGACUGCCCUCACCUUUCAGCAAAUCAAACAGGUGGAGGAGUUUUGCCACCAGCCCAUGGCCGUGCUGGGUUACGAGCGGGUUAACAGCCCCGAGGAGGUCAAAGACCUGAGCAAGAGCCUGCUUCGGAAGCCCCGGCUCUGAGUGGAGCUUCCAGGAGAGCUGACGCCCAGUGGUGGUGGUGGUGGGAGGAGGAGGAUGGUGGUGUGUUUACUACAGUUUAAACAGUCCUGACCCAAAC